Molecule: messenger RNA, 1056 nt
Organism: Aspergillus saccharolyticus JOP 1030-1
Lineage: Eukaryota; Fungi; Ascomycota; Eurotiomycetes; Eurotiales; Aspergillaceae
Exons: 6
Coding region: 1-1056 (351 amino acids)
Source: RefSeq, a predicted model, not a curated record
AUGACCAAAGUAACAAUACACGGUAUACUCCUCAAUGCAAUGAUCAUGAAAAAGACUAUGUACAUAUGCAUCAUUCUUGAGAGUGUCUUCGCCCCAAUAGUCGUGGGUAUCAUGGGCGCCCGGCUGUGGCUCCGCAAACAUCGCCAUCGAUCCUUUCUGCUGAGUGACUACGUCGUCAUCUAUUGCAUUGUAUGUUACUUGGCGGCCUACGCCUGCAAAGUAGCCGCCUUCUGUCUGCUCGACCAGUACUCCACCGGUCCACCGUCUCCGGAGCGCCGCGCAAAGCUAUCACUAGCCACCAAGAUCUAUUUCUGCGGUCCAUUUCUCUAUGUCAAUUUCGUCUGGGGCCUCAAAGCCGUAGUGCUGCUCUUUAUUCAGAACAUCUGGGGGGAUCUCCCGUGGCCACGGAUCUGGAUCCGGUUGGCCUGGGUAUAUCAAGCCCUGACCUAUACUGCUACGAUGGUCAUGUUGGGCUUUCUUUGCACUGGAGUGGGAUACAGUCCGGUUUUGACAGGGAAACCAGCAAUUCACUGUAUUACGGCGAAUGAUUUCCUCCGAAUUUACGGCUGUCUCCACGCCUCGAGUGAGAUAGUGCUGAUUCUGCUUCCCAUCCCCUGGUUGAUCAAGGUGAAACAACCUUGGAAGAAACGCAUCCUUCUCCUCUGCCUCUUUUCCCUCGGAAUCCUCGCCGUCUUCGUCUCUUUAGCCCGCGGCUUUUUCGGUCAUAUGAGUUAUGGAGUCACUACCAUCAUGAACGUGUCCGAAGGGACCCUGGCGGCCCUGGCGGCCAACCUGCCGACCAUGUACAGUCUUCGACACCGGCGACUGCAGCAUCAUUUUCCCCCAUCGUCGUCCGCCACGGAUCCGGAGUGUACGAUUGCGACUGCGACCAUAUCUCGCCGCCAAUCCCCCGCCCACGUCGUCACCGACAGCCAGAUCCUCGCAGACUCCUGGGAGGACAGCGAUACGGACGGCCGAUCCGAACGCCCGUCGAAUACUCGUGUGUCGAGUCAGGGAAGCACGGAGCCUUUGUUUCCACGGCAGAUACAUCGAUGA